AUGAAGAUCGAGUCUAUUCUCAACCAGUUGAAUGAGGUGGAACCGGAAACGAGAAACAGCCCGGAAAGCAUACAACAGCAUAAUAUGCAUGGGGAACGAAGAGGUUCAUCGUUUUCACUCUCGACGCCAUCUCCCGACUUCGCUCAAUCCAGAACACCAAGUGUACGAUCAGAUAGUCGAACUCGUACGCCUUGGGAUGCCGGUGGCUAUUCUCUACCUAGGGAUGCUGGCCCAACCACGGCUUCACGAUCUAGUUUCUCAGUAGUGUCUUGGGGGGAGCAACAAGAAUCAGCACGACGACAAAAUGUGUCCAAUUAUCACUCCAGACAAGUCUCGGUCGAUAGAUUAGCGAAGAUGAAUCUACAAGGUGCUGGGACGCCUUACACUCUACCAGUCCGAAUGCCUUCCACUCCAGAAGUUAACCAAGAUGCUUGGACACCGAAAAGCAAUUACAGCGACAGCCGCCCUUCCCAGCACAUAAGGAGGUCAAGCCUCUGGACCGAGUACAAUACGUCUCCCGCUACCGGAAGCCACAGAAUCUCAGACAGCCGAAGUAGCUUCUCGUCUUGUUGCUCCUCAACAUUCUCUGCCAGCCACUCGAGAAUCUCAUCAGUCUCUACCAUUAACGGAAGCAGUACGAUGAGUGCUGGGAUAUCAGAUUUGGAGGCUAAAUUAGAGCGUCUUCCGAGACUGACAGCGCCGCUGCCUCCUGUUGUCACUGCUCUACCUGUGAUGCCCGAUAUACGCUUGUCUGAGACUGCCAAUGCUGGUGAGUCAUUGUCUUUUGGCAGCCCAUCCGACUCGAUUCUAGAGGCAAGGAUGAUGAGGAGAAAGCACAACCACUUGUCAGAAGACCGAACCUACUUGAAGCCAAAAGACCAUCUUUUGCAAUCCCUGGAUCGCGCACACAAGCGAACCAUUUCGGCCCCAAACCCCGCCCAAAGCUCUACUCAGCCCUUUCUUCGGACUCCAACUGCUUUACCAUCACUUGCGUCCAGGCACUUCGAGACCGCAGCUCUGCCAUCACCACAAAUCAACCCAGUUUACAACCGCCCGGACCUCGAGCAGUAUCCCUGGGCCGAUCGAGGAGAAAGCUCCCCAGUCCCUAGCAUGGCGACGAAAUCUCCCUUGGAGCCUCAAAAAAGUGCUAAGGUGUUGCCUGACAGAAGUCUUCAAGCAAACACAGUAUCUCAGGCCAGCUCAAACGACCGUGUUGUUACAGCAUGCCGCCGCUUCAGGAAAGUGGAUGUCAACGCACCUCUUGAGGGUGGCGAUAUUUGCAUGGCUGUCGAAAACUGCACCACUGGAUCAGUCCCUCGCAAGGUCAUCUCUCACCUCUUCGGCCGCAAUAAGGUCUGCACCCGCCGCAUCCCUGAGCGUGUCUGGGUGUGCAUGUGCCGUAAGCACUACCAGCGAAUCCGCUACCGCACAGGCGCCGACUUCAGUUUGACACAGAUUGGUAUGGUAUACGAGCAGAUUGUCCGAAUGAUCUUCUGGAGCCGAGGCCUGGAGAAUCCCAACAGGACCAACCAGGAGGGUAUCGCCAUUCGAUCAUGGACAUUCUCGAUUCGCAGGCGUGAGGUUAAGCGCCUGGCCGACGCCAACGGUCGAGACCUCGUUCCUCGAUGGAUCAUGCAAAGCCUUGGUGAAGGUAAGACGCACGACGAGAUCCUGGACGUAGUAGAACGCCUGCACCAAGAGAUUCAACAGGGGGUGCUGAAAGAGGUUCCCCCGGUUGAGUUUCUUCCAGAAGUUGUCGACGCCUUCACAAAUGCACCUCCUCAACUUCAGACCCAUUUCUCGAGCGGAGGAGAAACUUCAUUUACUGGCCAAUCCAGUCGUUCAUUGAACCCCGGGGAAUCAACAGAAUCCCCUGCCUCGUUUGUUAAAGACUCCUCACCUCUCGAACCAGUUCAGGAAGAAGGAUCUAUGAGCGACCGCAACAGCGAGCAAUCAGCUUCCUCGCCUACGCCUCCGGCUGCUUACAAUGGACAUCGCCCUGUUCACCACUCUCAGUCUCUUAACAUCGAUGCACCCAACCGAACAACUACGUACGCCUCCGGCGCACCAUCUCCUCUGGUGGAGUCUGUUAUAAGACCAGGUAUCGAUCGACGACACAGUCUUGCCUACCAAUACAGUCAGAACCCAUUACCACCUCCAAUAAGCUAUUCCAGUAUUAAUCGUCAGAUGCAGGCGCCAGUGACCGAUCACCGAGGUUCAUACGAUAACAGCCGUCAUUCACGCGAGGCUUACAGUGGUGAUUACCACUAUGGCCCCAGUGAAUUUGUACUAACUGGCAGAAACUCCUCGAUACCUGCGGCUGCUAUGCCAAUGAUGGACGGCGAAGACCGGACAUCACGCAUGGUGGGCUAUGUUGGCCAGGGCAGCCGAGACAGCCGCAACGAUUAUGCUAUGCCAAUCAAUCCCCAAAUCACUUCGGCCUAUCCUCAUUACCCUCCUUAUGGGUCCGGUCCUCUUCAAGGACAGACCGGCGGUUACUCGUGGCAAGAUGCAACAGAACGUCAUUCUCAGUUUAGAUUGAGCGGCGCAGACGUAUCAAUUUCUCCGUCGAUGCCCGAUGAGCGGUCUUGCCCUGAUAUUCCUCAUCCACAGAGCCAUGAGCCGUACUGGUAUGCUGCCGAGACUGGGUCAAACACUAGGAUCGGCCGCUCUGUGAACCAAUACCAGCAGCACACAUUGGCUUUCGCUGGGGAGACUAGCCUCCAUUCUUCGCGCCAGUACCCAAGGGAAGAAAAUUCAGAGUCCUGUGGUGCUGGCCUAGGUCCUGGAGAAGUAAUUCCCACCACGUAUUCAGCAUCGAUGUACGAUCCGAGAUACCAGCAUGGUUACGCACCUACGGGUUUGUUUGGCGGCAAUCACACUCGUGGCAACCAUCAGGAAUUUCAGUACAAUCAUGCGACCAGUGACGGCGACGAGGACUGGCACGGUACUCGGGCUUCCGGCAAAAACAACCAUCAAGGGGACAGGUUCUCUGAUUAA
Fusarium sp. VM40 is the source of this 3000-nucleotide messenger RNA. NCBI's taxonomy places the organism in Eukaryota, Fungi, Ascomycota, Sordariomycetes, Hypocreales, Nectriaceae. The record is from the annotation of a GenBank genome assembly.